Diospyros lotus (date-plum) is the source of this 1301-nucleotide messenger RNA. RefSeq names its product isoeugenol synthase 1-like. Lineage: Eukaryota; Viridiplantae; Streptophyta; Magnoliopsida; Ericales; Ebenaceae. Gene Ontology annotation, molecular function: oxidoreductase activity. The record is from RefSeq and is a predicted model, not a curated record.
UGCACUGCACGGCCUGCCCGCCUGCCUGCCUGCCUAUUUUUUGUUUGUUUACUUGGAUUUUGAUUGCUUACCCGAAGUUAGGCUAUCACCACGAAUUCCUUCACGAACACACAUUCAAGGAGAGAGAAAGAGAGAGAGAUGGGAACUGGGAACUGAGGCUAUAUAUAUAUAUAUAUAUAGCUUAAGCUGCAGCGAGUGAGUGAUAGAGAGAAAUUGGGAACAGGGAAUAGGGAUAUAUAAAUGGAGGGGUACUCUGAAAGCCAAGAGGGCAAAUUGAGCAAGAUCCUGAUAAUUGGGGCGACGGGCUAUCUUGGCAAGUUCAUGGUGAAGGCCAGCGUUUCCAUGGGGCAUCCCACCUUUGCCUAUGUUCGUCCCCUCCUCACCCCUCCCAAACUCCACUUCUUCCACUCUAUGGGCGUCACCCUCUUCCAAGGUGAACUCGACGAGCACGACAAGCUGGUGUCUGUCCUUCAACAAGUCGACAUUGUCAUCUCUACACUCGCAGUGCCCCAGUUUCUUGAGCAGCUCAAGAUUAUCAGAGCCAUGAAAGAAGCCGACAAUAUCAAGAGAUUUGUCCCAUCAGAAUUCGGGAACGAAGUGGACAGGGUGAGUGGGUUGCCGCCCUUCCACGCUAUUCUCGAUAACAAGAAGAAGAUCAGAAGGGCCACGGAAGAGGCACGCAUACCCUACACCUACGUGUCCGCCAACUCACUUGGCGCCUAUUUCAUCGAUUACUUGUUGCAUCCCCGCCAAUCCCCUCCGUCUGAUGAGGUUGUCAUUUACGGCAGCGGCGAGGCCACCGUGCUGAAUUACGAGGAAGAUGUAGCAGCCUACACCGUCAUGGCGGUCACCGAUCCACGAGCAUCCAACCGACUCAUCAUCGUAAGGCCGCCAGCCAACAUCGCGUCGCAGUUGGAUCUGGUUUCUUCUUGGGAGAAAAAGACUGGGCGCACCCUCAAGAGGACACACGUAGCCGAGCAAGACAUGAUCGAGCUCUCCCAAAGCUUGCCAUUCCCAGACAACGUCCCCGUCGCCAUCCUCCACAACAUAUUCAUCGAAGGAGCUCAGAUGAUUGAGUUGACAGAGCAUGACUUAGAGGCCUCUGCCUUCUAUCCCCACCACAAAUACACCUCAGUCGACCAACACCUUGACAGUUGCCUGCUUAAUCCUCCCACCCCCAAGUUGGCUACAUUCUCAUGAUCAUCAUCUACACGUAUAUCUCUCUUCUUUACUAUGUAUGCAUGCUUAAUUCGCCCACCACCACCACCACCAAUAAUUAAUUAAGCAAAUCAUUCUAUUUC